CUGGGGUUUUGGUUGGACUGCCUGCCGUUACGCCAUUAAUUUCACAUAUUGAUGACUAAAGUGGAACCGUUCUAUGGUUUUUCUUGUGCUUCUUACUUGUUUGAGUGUCCCAGGAAGUUGUGCGGUACCUGUCCGCAUGGCGGAAUAUUGCGUUUAGUUUAGGUGGUUGGUUAAAAUUAGUAAUGUAGCAAUGAAAUGAGUUCUUUGUAAUAUGUCCAUUAUGAGCCAGUUGAUCAGUCCUAGUGAUGCGUCGCUAGAGCACUGCUUCACUAAUAUCUUUGCUCUGACUGAUUUCAGCGGCAUACAGUACCGGAAGUACAUUAUUCAUACUCCAAAGGAAUAUAAUGACCCGUUGAAUGAUCCCAUAAUAAAAUCAUAUGCUCUUUGUCAAAAGUUUGGUGUUCUUUCUGCUUGGGUGCGUUCGAAACCUGAAGCAUCAGAUUCCUCAGAUCCAUGUGCGUUUUCGAAAUUUGCGAAAGAGCUUUGGGUGUUUUGGUACGGAAAUGAUGAAUUCCCUAAUGCCGAAAGCUGUAUUCUCCCCGAGCUUCGGAAAGAAGAUCAUGGGAACUGGCGUCAAGGUUUAUCGUACGAAACGAGAACUGUCCUGUUUCGGGCGUUACAUAAUGUAGUUGAAAGGUCUUUGUAUACCAAAGGAUUCGUUCGUCUGGGUAAAUGGUUUUUGCAGCCUCGUAAAUGUGGUACCAGCGAUGAUUAGUAAGAUUCACUUAUGAGUACCUAAUGGUUUUCAGUACCCAGUAUAGUGUCAGUUUUUCGUUUUUUCUUCAUGGUGAGAGUACGGUAUGUGCCAGCCUCGACAUCCGUCAACAUACUGCAGUCCAAAGAGUCACUACUGAGCAUAUCCAGAAAUGUUUAACAACCCAAACAAUUAUGCCUGUCAUUUUGGCGCCUUAUGGCAUAUCUGCUGGACUGACAGGGUUAACAUGUGACAAAAAAGAUGACGAUAUGACUGCUGAGUCAGAAGCUUGGUCAACUUUCUAUCCACUUAGAUCCAGUCACGAAUAUGAGUCUACCAUAAGCUGUGUUACUGGCCUACCAUUUUUUGCUAUGGCGACGCCUAUAAGUCAGAGUUCACGUCAACAAAACAGAUUCGGUAGUGAUAAAAAAAGACCAUUGGAGGAAACAAAUCGACGAUGUGCAGAUGUUCCACCCAAAUUUGUUGAGGUGAUUGUUGAUGGUUUUCGUAUGAGAUACCCUAUGUGUUUCGUUCUUGUAACUGCCGAAAAUGAUUCAUCUGGACAACAAGAUAAUAGUGCAACAUCUGAAAAUGAGGUUGCUACUCAUUAUUCAGAAGUUCCCGGUCAAUCCUUGCAGACUUCUGUUUCAGCCCCCUUCACGUCAAGCAAAAGCAGUUUUAUGCAUGACACUCAUAUCCUCAGCAAGUUGAAAACAUCCUCUUUUUGGCGAACAAGCAAGCGAAAGAAGCGUACAUCGUUGCGAAAUAAUCGUAUACGUGAUUUAGCAUGGCUGAAGACAGUUGUUUCCAGCAGUCCAAUACAGUCUGACUUUUUAGUAGAUAUUCGUCACAUCUAUUUGGCUGGAAGAACUCUUCAACGUGCAUCUCAAGGGAAUCAUUCUGUUAUUUCGAUAAAAGAAUGGCAACCCAAACGAUUACAUACUUCUGAUAAAGAUGAUAUAAGUGGAAAUACUGAUGGGGUUUCUGUUUCCUUACAGCCAGAAAUGAACUCGUUGUCCCUACAAGAUCCUUGUACAGUCUUGCAAUGUUCUUGUAACAGGUUCUCAAGACUCCGUCGAACCACUGCCUGGAGUUCCUUUCAUCAACAAGAUCCUUACCUUCGAAAAUUCCUGAAAGCAUCAGUCCAUUCUUACAUGUCUUUCUGUGAUCGUCCGAAAACUCCGCUACCUGUGGUUACAACUAACCUAUCUGCGACCCAUGACCCAUCUAUGCCGACCCUAAGUCCCCAACAACCUGCCCCAAAUCAGACAUCUAAUCUUAAUUCAAGUGCUAUGCUGAAUGAAUUGAAUGGCGAUUUCGCGUGUGAUCAGAAUCCAUCUCUAUCUACACCGACGUCUGUUCACCUACCGACAGCACCACAGCUCCCAUCUCUUCUCCCAAAACCUGAAAGUAAUUCUGUCUCGUCUUCAGUUAUUAAGGUACCUAAUGGAUUAGUCGCUGUUGACUCAUCUGUUUCCUUGGAUUCCCAAACACAGUACGCUAAAAUGUCCACACGACGCAUCCCGAUUGCUUCCAUGUCUGUAGCAAAAAGUAAUUUGUUUAAUACUUGGUUAGCUGGCUAUGCAGCACAAGAACUGCAUAAGGAGCCUUUCGCUGAUAUCAAGCGUCCGACUUUAUACCUCAAUAUUCCAGAUCAGAUUGAAAGAGAACAAUAUGCUCAUGCUGAUGGUGUUUCUGCGCAACCUACUUUUGAACAGUCAUCUCCAAAUUACAGCUUAGUUGAUGAGAAUACAUUUUGCAAAGACAACAAUGCAAUAUCUGAGGAAUGCUUACAUCGAAACAAACGCCUUCGUCCUGCUGUAUCUCGUACGGAUUACAAUGAAUGCUAUCUAAACGACAAUGCAUCAAUCAUGACAACCGACGUUUCGAAUGUGAAUUUCACCUCUGGCAAUCCGUAUUCUCCAGAUGUAAAGGUUGGAGUAUCGGAAUACAGUGGUUUGACGGAUGAUCCCAGUUGUACAGCACUAGAAAUGAACACUCAUUCGGCACUGUUGCAUUCAUUAAAUGGUUCCGUGGUGAAUUCGACUGGGACUUUUAAUCGUAAUGUGGGACUGAUUGCUCAUAGAGGCGUCAGUCUUGCCAGUAGCACUGGUUCUGGUCACAUCGGACCAGCAGAGUUGGCCUUGAUGCUGCCUACACCACCAUCUCAUGAUGCCCCUCAGCCUAGUCCAGUGGAUGGUAUUUCGGUAGUUACCAAUCGUGUGAAUACCUCUACAAAUUCAGUAAGCACUCCAGGACCUGGUUCUCCAUCUGUCCAAACUAUACUGGAUCCAUCCUCCUCUGUAGCAUCCGACAUACCAUGUCAUCCGAAUUCUUUAGCAUAUCAGCCGGCCAACUCACCACAAAUCCUUCAAAAUCAAGGAUUAUGGCAUUUGGCAAAACAACCUUGCAUACAACAUCUCAGUUGUGUCAGUACAGAAUCUCAAGAUUGGUCAUUCCUCUAUCCAUAUGCCUCUUAUCUUGGUAUGACUAGUAAUUAUCAGAUUCCUCAUGAAGAAAUUUCAUCGUUUGCAAAAUCUCUACCUCAAAUGAAAUGGUCAUAUGACCAUCGUGUAUCAAGUCAAAAGGCUGUCACAUCUGAAUGCUCAGAUUCACAUAAUACAAAUAAUGCACUAAUUAUCAAUACUACUAGCAACCCUUCUGUAUCAUCGAAAUCGUGGUUAGUGUCUCCCAAUCAGUUACCUCCUGCUUCAUUACAUCGAAAUGCUACAAGUAUAGAUAAUAAAUCUUGUUCACCUCAACAGUUAAAUGAAUCUAUAAAUACGUAUCCUGUUGUAGGAUUUGUGAAAUCAGCAGAUUCUAUGAAUCAGAAUGGUAAUUUCAAAGAGGAGUUUGCAGAAUGGUUAGCCAGUCUACGUGAGACAAGUGGACUUUUAGUGAACUUAAUCCUAUCGGACUCUAUGCUGAAUUUAUUUAAAGAUCAUAAUUUUGAUUCUUGUAACAUUUGUGAAUGCACUUCAUCUAUACUUGGUUCUGAGAUAGGAUUGUAUUUGUCCAAUUCAACAACCGUGUCAUCACCGUGCAGCAGGUCAGCAAGAACAAGCACUUCAGCCUUUGGUCACGAUCUUGUUGGUGGAUCUGGAUUUCACUUUACACGAGGAUGUAAAUGUGGAUUCAGCGCUGUAAUGAAUCAAAAAUAUGUUGUUAAUGGCAAUUUGUUUUAUGAAGAUGAGAUUGAAGUCACUCGACUGUCCGUUCGUUUUGCUGCAGGACAGAACACUGAAAAUCUAUAUUCUCGUAGACCGAACUACCGCAGACGUCCUGGUUGGUGGCUAACUGGUCCACAGCCAUCAGUUAGCCACUUACUUUUACUACAGCAGAUAAUGAGCAACAUAUUUGAAGAGUUCAGUGUACGACAAGUAACCGAUUUGCUAAGGUGGAAUAUGUUGUCACGUGAUCAACUUAUUAUGGAAAAUACACUAGAAUACGAUGACGCCUGCGCUCUGAUAUCAUCGGCUCUACGCCAUUCUGCUGAAACAAUAAAUUCAGUUAGUAAUCUGGAGUUCAGUGCAACGGGUGCAUCACAGUCGCCUAUAGAAAAUGGUGCAUAUGUCCAUCCAUCUUUUUUCCUAAAAGCCCGUUCUAAAAUGCCGCAGAAUCAAAAUGAUCAAAUCCGUUUGCUAACAACUAUGCGUCCAUGGCUUCAAGAAGCGAUUUCGUCUACUAGAAUGCUGGAAUCUAAUUACACUGUUGAUGGACCGCUCACUUGGAAAGCGUUUCAUCAACUUGCUGGUCGUGGUUCAGAUGAAACUUGUAAACCUCAACCAAUUCCUCAACUGCGUGUGUGUGGAUGUGACCAAGAUAAUUUGUUAAUUUCCCCCUUCGCUGUUCGUGAUUGGGAUCGACUCUCACUAUUUCCACUAUCGCGAGCGAAGCGGAUAGCGUACGCUGUGGUCUUGCCUACCGAUUCCCAUGCAUUAGUUAAUCCAACCUCUAAUAUUCAAAACAAUGUGAUCUCCGAGGGCACUGGAUCCAGUUCAGCCUCAAAUUUAAUGAGACGUUCUCUUGCUGAAUUUCUGAAAGAAUUAUCCCAUACGUACGAAUCUUGUCAUCUUGGUCAGCAUUUCCCAUAUUAUAUGCCGGAAGCAGGCUCUCCUGAAACGGCUUUCAUACCAGUCUUUCCAACCCCAGAAUGUCUUUCAUUAUCAGAAAAUGAUGGCUUCAAAAGCCUUCCUCCAGAUCUCCUGAAAACACUCUCAGAGCAACUAGGGAAUUAUUCGAUUAGUGCAGAAUCAAUUGUAAAAACUAUUCAUAAUUAUGCCUCCAAUUGUGUACAGUCUACCUUGGCUGCAUUGAAAAAACAUGGUGUUGCUGUGGGUUUUUCGUCUAAUCUUUCUCAGCAUUCUGUGUUAUUUCCACCUUUUGAUACAAUAAAAUCUGACAUUUCUACAAAAUCAAAUCUGGAUAAUGAUGGUGAUGAUAAUGAUGUCAAAGUUAACAUUACCAAUCGACACAAUAUCUCAUUAAAUAGAACGGAUAACAAUUUUUCAAUACGUUACAAUAAUGGUCAAGGUUCUCUCACCACCUCAUUAGAUACAUCCUCUUGGGGGGCUGAUAAUGAUAUCUAUCUAGUAAUUUAUAUCCUGAAUCCUUUCUGCUAUCUAUGUGAUGUAAGCGCAGAGCUUAGUCGACUUGUCAUGCAAGCACUAAUUGGUUGCGCUAAUCAAAUACUGAAUUCACUGCCUGACUCUUGGCGUUCACGUGUCACCACCCAACUGUUAUCUCUUGAUCAUGUAAUGUCGGAUUAUUUGCCUCGUUUACGACCGAUGGCUUUAUCGCUUUACACAUCUGUCAAUCGUCUCAUUGAGCCAAGUCUAAUCAAUGCCAAUCGUACAUUGACUGGUUUAGGUCCAGCUGCUGAAAAAGAAACUAUUUCAAGUGAUAAAGAUAAUUUCCAUAAGCGAACAGUUUUCGCUCCGCCGUAUACACUCAUAAGUUCACGUGAUUUAUCUGGCCAUUUGGACUUGUCUACAGAACCACUUGACCGGUCAUCUGUUUUAUUUGUGGCCUACUGUCUUUCUCAGGAUCAACAAUGGCUUCUUGCUACAUUUACAGAUGAACAAGGUGGUCUUUUAGACCAUACUCUAAUCAAUAUUCGUGUCCCAGCAAAGUAUUUUUCUGAAAAUGAAAGUCAACGUUUACAGUCGACAGGAUCAGAAAAGUGCAUGUUAAGCCCUCGUCGCAUUGGGCUUGCUCGACUCUGGGAUUAUAUAAUCAAUUUAGUCGGUCAAACUGCUAAUCCUUGGAGACUUGUUGUAGGAAGAAUUGGUAGAUUGGGACACGGUGAAUUGAAAGGUUGGAAUGGAUUAUUAGGUCGUAAAAGCCUUCAAGAUGUGAAUAAGUUUUUUCGAGAUCGUUGUUCUGCUUGUAGUAUAUCGUCUUCUAUCCCAUCACACUCAACUAGUAAUUCAUCAAUGAUUAAUAGUACAAAGCCAAUGCUGAAUCUGAUUAAUAGUCACAGUGGUGCAAAUAGUUGUACUCAUGAACUUCCAAGUUUGAUAAGUGCUUGUCUUGUAUCCCUUGAACCUCAAAGUACAUUUCGCGUAUAUCCUGGUUUUGGUUUAUGCUCAGAUGAACCAUGGGCAUAUGGAGGAGGUGGAGGUGGGGGUGGCGCAGGCGGUAUGGGAUCAGGGAGUACUGGUAUUUCUGGUGGAAGUGGAGGCCUUAACAAUGGUGGCAAUAACGCGUUUUACGGAGGUAGUGCUUCUUCUCUUAAUAUAAGAAUGAUGUCUAUGCUGGACACUCCAACAUCUUCUAUAGACAAUCCAAGUGCAACGCAUAUAUUGGUCUUCCCUACAAGUACUUCAGCGAGUGGUGUAUCUGAGCAUGAACCUUCAGGAUUAGCAGAAGUAAUUUACGGUAUGGGAUCUGAUGAUAUGGGUGUUUUUGAUUGGCUUCUUCCUCACGAUUCCGGUCUUGAUGAUCUCGUUCCACCAAAUGGGUCAACAGCUGAAAUGUUAGCUGAUUUCGGUAAUCCGUCCGAGUUGAAUUUUGGUCUGCCAGAUUUGGGACCACCAGUUUGUAUGAAUGGUGUCGGUGAUGGUAUUGGAAAGUCUUCUAGCGCAAGAUUAGGGGAUGCUUCUGACGGUUUACAUGGACAUAAUGAUUAUGUUAAUAGUCUCCAUGAUGGUCGAGGGCAUGGUCGCAUGUCAGAUAUUAUGGGUUUGCGUGGAUUUGAGUCCGGGUUACUGGAUAUGGAGGGAAAUCAAUCCAAUGGUAUGGGCGGUCACAUGGAUGAACUUUCUUUCGGGCAUGCAAUGGAUCCUCUGAACACAAUGCCUUUCGGUAUACAUGACCCCACGGACGAAGUGGCUAGUUUAAUGCAGCAACCGUUAGCUAUGGGUUAUUACAUAUCUACAGCUUCUGCCGGCCCAUUGCCUUCAUGGUUUUGGGCCGCCUGUCCACAUUCAAGAUUUCAAUAUCCAGUAUGCUUAAAGUCAGCGUUGCAUUUACAAACGACACUUGUUGGCGUUGAUGAUGCUGCCGCCGCUGCAGCAGCUCCUCCACCAAGUGCUAGUUCAACUGGUCCAGGCGUCGUAGGACCCUCAUCAAGCCGUCCCGGCCAUCUUCUUGACUCACACAGUACAUGUGAUGUAUUAAGAUAUGUUUUGGAAACAUAUAAUGCUUUAUCAUGGUUAACUAUUGACCCGACAACAAACGAUCGUCGAACAUGCCUACCUGUUCACAUACUUUCCCUAUCACAAAUGUAUCAGGCCUUUGAAGCAUUCACCUAAAUUGAUUUGAUGAUCGGUCAUAUCUUUGUAACUUACUUGUAGAUAGCAUGAAAAACAGAUAUUUUUUAUGGCAGCUUGUAAAAUGCCAAUAAAUCUUUCAAGAAAAUUUUAAUUUCUUAAUUGCAAUGUAUUUCUUUUCUCCUUUCCUUUUUUCUUUUCGUUUAUUUUUCUUUUCUCAUUUCUUGCCAGUUGUAAAUUUAUUGUUUGUUUAAUUUUGUGUCACCAGGGUAAAUACAACUUCAUUCACACACACACACACUCUACUAGUAACAACAAUCUUAAAUAAAUGAUGUUUAUAUAAAAGUAUUUUUCUCAAUAAUUUCAUUAAUUCCAAUAGAUGUUAAAUGCUCUUUUUCACUUAACCUAUGUGAUUUUUUGUACAGACUAGUAUAUGUUUCUUUUCUCCUGGACAAUCCCUUUGCACUUAUAAAUAUAGUAAAACUAUUGUAAAACAGAAACGUUAGGAUAUUUCGUUUUGUGCUUUAUUUUCUUCGUUGUUUUAUUUCCUGCCAUUCCCUCCCAUCCAUCUGUGUCGCUUCUCAGUGCAGAGGACUUUUCUCUUUUCCUUAGACCAACUGACGUGUUGGCUGUGCAUGAAGGAAACGAAAGUACUCCCACCCUGUUGUAAUUCAUUAUUUGCUUGGUGUGGUCUUUAUUUCUAUGCAUUCUUGUAUCUGCAUUUCAUACAUUGUCAUAGUAGAUAAUACAAAUAAUUGAUGAUAUCAUCUUUUUCUACGCUUUUACUGAAUUUUUUCUAUGCUUCUAGCAUUGGUUUGUUCGUAUGAGUGUACACAAUUGUGUUUCAACCGUGUGUGCGUGCAUUCCACAAGUUGUUAACCUGCUGGUAUUCGUUGUUACUGUUGUUGUUCUGCAGUCGUUUGUUUUUUUGACUUUUCACUCUGGGAUGUUUUCUCUUUUAGCCAUUUUCCUUUACAUAAUUUACAAUAUUUUUUAUUAGUUAAGAUUUCUAGUAUUUAUUGUUUGUCUGUGUAGUGUGAGACUGUUGUUGUUGUUUUUUGUCUAUUGGAUGGUUGUUACUCUUUGUUUAACGAAUUACUGAUUGUCUUUGAUUUAGUCAUUUAACUAAGAUUUCGCACAAGUAGGAAUUGUGUAACUUAUUCAAACUUAUUAAACUAGAAGAUUUCUGGGUAGUUGUAUAUUUCUGUGCCUUGGUUACUAUACAUUUAUUUUGAAUUGUCCUUUUAAUCGUGAUAUAUGCAUAUAUAAAUAUAUAUAUUCUAUGCGCAUGGUGUGUUUCUACAGUUCUCUCGCGCUCUCUCUCUCUCUCACACACACACACUCUUUCUCUCUGUUCCUCUCUCCUCUCUGUCGAUGUUUUCUUCACUUUAUAAACAUUUCCUCUUUUUUCAACACUGUAAAGUUGGCGAUAAGAUUGUCUGUCUACAAUGACCCUUAUGCUCAUUUUUGUGUCCCACUCACUCAUUUAUCAUUAAUUCAUGCAUCCAUUCACUUACUGCAUUGUCGAUGUAUGUUAAUUGAGCAUAUACAUAUAUCUUUCUUUCUUUGCAUAGUAAGAACUAAUUUUCCAAGUAAUAGUAAUUCCACUAUGAUGAUGAUUAUUGUACCAUAUGUAUUUGUUUUUUUGGGUUUUUAAAUGAAAAAA
Messenger RNA from Trichobilharzia szidati, 9073 nucleotides. NCBI's taxonomy places the organism in Eukaryota, Metazoa, Platyhelminthes, Trematoda, Strigeidida, Schistosomatidae. The record is from the annotation of a GenBank genome assembly.